This is a messenger RNA of Mangifera indica (mango), 3336 nucleotides long. Its product is annotated as leucine-rich repeat receptor-like protein kinase TDR. NCBI's taxonomy places the organism in Eukaryota, Viridiplantae, Streptophyta, Magnoliopsida, Sapindales, Anacardiaceae. The transcript is spliced from 2 exons. Gene Ontology annotation, molecular function: ATP binding; protein binding; protein kinase activity. The record is from RefSeq and is a predicted model, not a curated record. The coding region runs from base 161 to 3244 and encodes 1027 amino acids. Gene Ontology annotation, biological process: protein phosphorylation.
AAGCAGCCAUGCCCACUGAAACAGAACAAUAAUAAUGAUGAAGCAUACAUGCUCUGCAACCAGCACUCCAAAAAAGCAUAAUCAUCUCUCUCCAUCAAACCCUUCCUUCCCUUAAAUUUACUCUCUUAACACCACAAAUUUCUCAUUCUUCACAAUAACCAUGAAGCCUCUUUUUCUUAUUAUUUUCUUUCUUCCAUACUCUUCACCCUUAUUUGUCUUGUCUGCUGAUCCUCUUUCUCUGCAACUCAUUUCUCUUCUCUCCAUCAAGUCUUCUCUUCACGAUCCUUACAAUACUUUCCAUGAUUGGGACCAUUCCCACUCCUUCUCCAAGCCUAAUUUGCAGAACCCACUUUGGUGUUCAUGGUCUGGUAUCAAAUGCAAAUCCAACACUUCUCAAAUCAUUUCACUCGAUCUUUCUCUGCGUUCGCUUUCUGGUGUUAUUCCUCCUCAAAUCAGCUACUUAACCAGCUUAAUCCACUUGAACUUGAGUGCAAAUGACUUCAAUGGACCUCUCCAGCAAUCUGUUUUCGAGCUUCCGGAGCUGAGAACAAUCGACAUCAGUCACAACUACUUCAACUCUACUUUCCCACCUGGUAUCUCCAAGUUUAAGUUUCUGAGAGUCUUCAAUGCUUACAGUAACAAUUUCACUGGUCCCCUGCCCACAGAGUUUGUCAAGUUAAGGUUUCUUGAACAUCUCAACCUCGGAGGAAGCUACUUUAAUGGAGAAAUUCCAACUGAUUAUGGUAGUUUUCUAAGACUCAACUUUCUAUAUUUGGCUGGAAAUCUUUUAAAUGGAACAUUGCCACCCGAGUUAGGGUCAUUGACUCAGCUCGAGAGAUUGGAGAUUGGAUACAACAGCUUAAUCCAAGGCCAGCUUCCAGUGGAGCUCGCAUUGCUGUCAAAUCUCAAGUACUUGGACAUCUCAUAUUGCGAUCUCUCAGGCUCGUUAAUCCCUGAGCUUGGUAACUUAACUAAGCUUGAAAAUUUGCUACUGUUCAAUAACCAUUUCAGCGGCCAAAUCCCACUGAGCUACACCAACUUGAAAGCUCUACAAGUUCUGGAUUUAUCCAAUAAUCAACUCUCGGGCCCAAUUCCGGAGGGAUUAUCUUCUCUAAAAGCGCUAUCCAGGUUGAGUCUGAUGAACAAUGCGUUAACCGGUGACAUCCCGGACGGAAUCGGUGAGCUGCCGGAAUUAGACACGUUGCUUUUAUGGAACAAUUCAUUAACAGGAAUUCUCCCGCAAAAACUCGGCUCAAAUGGAAAAUUACUCACGGUAGACGUUUCUUCAAACUCACUCACGGGAACAAUCCCACCAACCCUUUGCCAAGGCAACAGGCUAUUCAAACUCCUCCUUUUCUCCAAUUACUUCAGUAAUAAUCUCCCUGAAAGCCUCGUCAACUGUAUUUCUCUUUCAAGAGUCCGAAUCCAGAAUAAUCAACUCAACGGUUCCAUUCCGUACGGUUUCGGCCUCUUGCCCAACUUAACCUUCAUGGACUUGAGUAACAACAACUUCAGCGGCGAAAUCCCUCAGGAUCUCGGCAAUGCACCCAGGCUCGAGUACUUAAACGUUUCUGACAAUUCCUUCCAAACAAUUUUACCCGGUAGCAUCUGGAGCGCUCCCAAUUUGAAGAUUUUAUCAGCAAGUUCAAGCAAACUUAUUGGAAAGAUUCCGGGUUUUAUAGGGUGUAAGAGUAUGUACAGGAUCGAGUUAUAUAACAACUUCCUUAAUGGCAGCAUACCUCGAGAUAUCGGCCACUGUGAGAAGCUUCUUUCAUUAAACUUGAGCAGAAAUUCGCUCACCGGUAUUAUUCCAUGGGAGAUUUCUACUCUUUCUUAUAUCACCGACGUUGAUCUUUCUCAUAAUUUUUUCACCGGCACUAUCCCUUCGAAUUUCGAAAACUGCAGCACGUUGGAGACUUUUAACGUUUCUUAUAAUCUUUUAACGGGACCGAUUCCGGCUUCAGGUCCGAUAUUUCCGAAUCUUCAUCCCUCCUCAUUUUUCGGAAACGACGGACUCUGCGGCCGAAUUUUAACCAAGUCGUGUCCAACUGAUACGUUGGACGCCAGCAACAUGGCGGUUCGUAGUCAUCAGCAGCAGCCGAAAAAGACGGCUGGGGCUAUCGUUUGGAUCAUGGCCGCCGCCUUUGGUAUAGGCUUGUUUGUUCUCGUCGCUGCGACCCGCUGUUUCCACGCAAAUUACAGCCGCAGUUUUAAUGACGAUCGAGAAAUCGGACCGUGGAAAUUAACCGCGUUCCAGAGGCUAAAUUUCACGGCGGAUGAUGUGUUGGAGUGUUUGUCUAUGACGGAUAAGAUUCUAGGAAUGGGGUCCACCGGAACUGUUUAUAAAGCCGAAAUGCCAGGUGGCGAGAUCAUAGCAGUGAAGAAGCUGUGGGGUACACAUAAGGAGCAUAUCAGACGGAGGAGAGGGGUGUUAGCGGAGGUGGAUGUAUUAGGCAACGUGAGGCACAGAAACAUAGUGAGAUUGUUAGGGUGUUGCAGCAACACGGAGUGUACGAUGCUGCUGUACGAGUACAUGCCAAAUGGAAAUUUAGACGAUUUAUUGCACGGGAAAAAUAAGGGAGAAAAUCUGGUUGCUGAUUGGUUAACAAGGUACAAAAUUGCACUUGGAGUGGCUCAGGGGAUUUGCUAUCUUCACCACGACUGUGACCCUGUAAUCGUUCACCGUGAUCUGAAGCCCAGUAACAUUCUUUUGGACGGUGAUAUGGAGGCCAGAGUGGCUGAUUUCGGCGUGGCAAAGUUAAUCCAAAGUGAUGAGUCCAUGUCCGUCAUUGCUGGCUCCUAUGGCUACAUUGCGCCAGAAUAUGCUUACACUCUUCAAGUUGAUGAGAAAAGCGACAUUUACAGCUAUGGCGUUGUUCUGAUGGAAAUUUUGAGCGGCAAGAGAUCGGUCGACUCAGAAUUCGGAGAUGGCAAUAGUAUAGUGGAUUGGGUGAGGUCGAAGAUCAGGAGAAAAGAUGGGAUUAACGACAUUUUAGACAAGAAUGCAGGGGCUUCUUGCACAUUCGUUAGAGAGGAAAUGAUGCAAAUGCUUAGAAUUGCAUUGUUGUGCACUUGUCGGAAUCCGGCAGAUCGGCCAUCCAUGAGAGAUGUGGUGUUGAUGUUACAGGAGGCCAAGCCAAAGAGAAAGUUGGUCGGAGAUAUAUUAAUGGGCGGUGGCGAUGUUAUGAUUAGUGUGGAUAAAAAUGAUGAUAUUUCAGUUCAAAAAUCAACAGUAGAAUGUUAAUAGAUUAAAUUUACGAGCUUUUUUUAUAUAUUUUUUUUGGGGUUCAACUUUCCGAUGGUGGGGAUUGGUAUAGAAGAAGUGAUUUUUUUUUU